Prorocentrum cordatum is the source of this 438-nucleotide messenger RNA. NCBI's taxonomy places the organism in Eukaryota, Dinophyceae, Prorocentrales, Prorocentraceae. The record is from the annotation of a GenBank genome assembly.
GAGCGCGCCGAGAGGGCCUUCCAGCAGAAGGCCCAGAGCCUCGUCCGCCCAGGUAGCGACUGGAGCUUCGAGGCGGAUGGGGAGGACCUGACCCCCGAGCUGGAGCAGGCCCUCGCCAUGAGGCGGCAGCUGGAGAAGGAGAGGGCGCGGGCGGCGCGCACGCAGCGGACCACCGCCGACGUGGUCGGCAGGAUGCAGAAGCAGAUGGACCUCCUCGGCUCGCAGCUACGCGGCGUGGGCGCCGGCAGCCCCUGGACGCUCUGGACCUCGUGCCGCCUGCCCGGGACGCCCUACCAGAUGUCCGCGCGGUACCAGGAGGGCCGCACGAACAUCGAGCUGAACCUCAGCCCCGCCGCAGACCCGUGCCAGGCGGAGGCCAACUUCGUCGAGGGCUUGACGUCGCAGAACUUGGGGGUGUCCUUGAACAUUGGCGUCUGA